Molecule: messenger RNA, 937 nt
Organism: Chironomus riparius
Lineage: Eukaryota; Metazoa; Arthropoda; Insecta; Diptera; Chironomidae
Source: the annotation of a GenBank genome assembly
UGAAUUAGGAAAAGAUCAGCUUGCACUCCUCAAGAACGCUUUCGAUGCCUUCGAUCAAGAGAAAAAAGGCUGCAUCAGCUCAAAUAUGGUUGGCACAAUUCUGUCGAUGUUGGGUCAUCAACUUGAUGACAAAAUGUUGAAAGAAAUCAUUGAUGAAGUUGAUGACGAUGGAUCAGGAGAACUUGAAUUUCCAGAAUUCGUUACAUUAGCCUCCAGAUUCUUGGUUGAGGAAGAUGCUGAGGCAAUGCAACAGGAGCUCAAAGAAGCUUUCCGAUUAUACGAUAAAGAAGGAAAUGGUUACAUCACAACGGGAGUAUUAAAGGAAAUUUUGAGAGAACUCGAUGACUCUCUUAGCAAUGAUGAUUUGGAUGCAAUGAUUGAAGAAAUUGAUUCGGAUGGAAGCGGUACUGUGGACUUUGAUGAAUUUAUGGAAGUUAUGACAGGCGGCGAUGACUAAAUGAGCUACAAAAUGUACUUUAAAAAUAAAUCGCAACGCAAAUAUUAAAAUCACACAUUUUCAUCAUCACUGACACUAGCUAACGAUGUUUAUGCUCAAAAUACAUAAAUAAAUGCAUAAAAAACAAAUUUCUAUUUAUUUUUAUUUUUUUUUCUCGUUAUUUGUUUGUGCUGCAAACUUUUUUCUCUCCGCAUCAGUUCGACUCAUCUAAUUUGUAUAUCUAUGAAUGAGGAAAAUAAGUCAGUUCUCACAAGUAUUUCUCAAUAUUUUUAUUUUUUGAGUUAUGGCACAAAUUUCAAUCAUACAAUGAAAUCACAUUGUGAGAACUGACAGAGAUGAGCAGACGUCGUGUGUAUGAGAGAAUUUGCAAUGUAACACAAUAAUAAUCAUCAUCAUCUUAUAAUGUAACCAAAUUGUAAUUGAAGGAGAAAAUGAACAACAAUUAAAAAUAAAUUACAUUUCGAUGCCAAUAAAGUUUGU